GGUACGUUGACGUUCUGCAAAGAGCAAGCAGAAUUUUUCACUUUUGGUCGGCCAUAUUGCUUUGUCGCCGUGCGUGCGUCUUUUAUUGAAUCAUAGAAGCAUAAGCCAGACUUCAGUUGUUGUCUACAUCUGUUAUUGAAAUUCAUCACUGUCAAUAACUAACAAUACCAUGGGUGAUCGCAACAACCCCAUAAAGUUUGGUCCGGAGUGGCUCCGUAACUUGGCCCGUGAGGGUAACACUGGCACAUCUGGGAACAACAUUCAGAGUGCUAUGUCACCAAACUCUGCCAACACUGGAGCUACAGGUUCAUCAUCUGGAGGAAACGCAGCAUCGGGUUCGAACUCAGGAAACACAUCCAACACUUCCCAAAAUAUUUCGCCGAAAGUACAACUUGCAAAGCUUAGAUAUGGCAGAGAAGAAAUGUUAGCAUUAUAUGAUAGAACUUCAGAGGCACCUCCUGAGCUAAAAUUUAUUGAGUUGCUUUAUCAACCUAGAGGAAAAGCACCAUUUGCCCUAAACAACACGUUUGAGGAUGAGAUUCAAAGAGAAAAUAUGAGAAGUGGUCCACCAAUAGGUAGUAUUUCUCCAGGGGAGAGAUUUGGUAUAGGUCGUGGAAUGGGACGUGGCCUGAGUGUUAGUGAUGGAAGAGGAAGACCAAGAAUGCCCUUUGUUCGUUCACCAUCUACAGGAAGGGGAUCGACUGCAUCAUGGCAUCUUGGUAGUCCUAGAACACCAGGAUAUAAUGCUGGAGUAGAUGAUGAUACAUCUCUAAAUCCCCGUUCUCCCUGGAGUGGUGGCAAUGGAAGUAACGCAGUUAACAGAAGCAGUGGAGAACAAGCAGAGUGGACACCAAGUAAAAUGUUCAGGAGCAAACGUCAGGGCUUAGCAACAAAUUGGAGGCAAUCUCGAGAAGAAGGUGAAGAGUGGCGUUCAUCAGAUGCCGGAAGACGCUCCAAUCAGCAAGAUAAAUGGGAACGAGAUUGGAGCGAUAGACCGACCCAAGAUAAACCACAGAACUGGAAUUCGAACCGUCGCACAUGGGUGGGUGGAGAAACUCAGAACAGUGAUGAUCUACCAGAAUGGGCUAUGGAUAAUGCUGAAGCAUGUGGAGGAACAUUUGAUUCAUCUGGAGCCUUCCAUGGUUUCAGCAAUGACGACACUAACAUACCAAAAACUCCAGAAUCUACGUAUCCCCUCAUCCGUUCACAUACUCAUGGCAGUUUUGCACGGUCAAAAACAGUAGAAGAAGGUUCUGAAGAAUGGUGGGCUUCAGAGAAAGCAAAAAAAUUAUCACCAAAACGCUUUGAUGCCAGUGAUGUGAAAUUUAAAAAGCAACUGAAUACACCUGAGGCAAGCACUGACACAGGUACAGAUUCUAAACCUUCAACAAGUAAACAUGAUGAUCUACAAGAAAUUCCAGAGAAAAUUGAAAAGGCAGUACUGGCACCAGAACCAUCUGAGAAUGCAAGUGGAGGCCUUAGUGAUGAUGAGAAGUUUAAUAACAAGAAUUCUUACAAAUCGAAAUUUCCAACAGAAAGUAAAACAUUUGAUUCCCAUAUGAGAUCUGAGAUAAAUCUUGAUGAAGCAAAUGAAAGCCAGGAAAGAGGCAACUUCCAGUCUGUUAUGAUAACACCUAAUAAUAGUUUGCGACAGAAACAUCAAAACAUAGUUUCAUCAGCAUCUGAUGUUUCCAGGGAAAGUAAUAUCAAUAGAGACAAGCAAACAAUCCUUCAACUUCUUCAAAAUGCUCCAACAAAUCAAGCCCUGGAAAUUGAAAUGCGGAAACAACAACAAGCAUCUGAGGACAAAAUUGUUGAUGAAAUUUUUGAUAUGACUUUGGAAGACAAAGAUGUACUAUCUAAAAACAAAACAAUCGCCAAUCCCCUAAACCAAUCAAAUACUAGUAGUAUAUCUUCGCCCAUUGUUAAUUCAAUGCCACACAUGCAAAAUUCACAGAUGCAACUGAGGUUAUCGAGUCCAGUAUACCCUAAUCAGGGAAUGCCAAUGAGCACUAAAUCAAAUAUCCCAAAUCCUGGUAUGCCGUCAGGUUUGCAAGGUAUGCCGACAGGAAUGCAUGGAGUGCUUCCAUCUGGAAUGCAAUUACAAUCAGGCUUACAAAUGGGGGGGUUACCUCAAGCACUUCAACAAGUAACUGGUAUACAGGCAUUGAAUAUGCAAGUCAAUAUGCACCAAGGAGGUGGAAACCAACAGCAAGGCAGCUCCUUGCAGUCUUCUGGAAUGCAACAGUCAUCAAUGCCAGGAAAUAUACAGACUCCAAGUUUACAAAGUGGAAUGCAGAAUACUGGAAUUCAAAAUUCUGGUAUGACAAGCACCAUGCAGCCAUCUUUACAAUCAGUGGGAAUGACCAAUUCUGCAUUGAAUGCGUCUUUGGGCUUACCUAUAGGACCAGUUAGUAAUGCUAUGGGACUACCUCUUCAAGGUAUACCUCCGCCGGUCUUACAAAAUUCGGGAAUGAAUACUGGUAUGGGUGGUCCAGGCUUACAAGGGCUUGGGCCUGGAAGUAUGCAAAGCAGUAGCACAGGAAUCUCAGGUUAUCCAAACAGUGGGCUACUUGGAAUGUCCAGCCCCAAUGUUGCCAUAGGAAUGACCAGCCCUAAUGUUCCUAAUAGUUCAUUGUUUAUUGGACAGAACUCUACUAAUCCUUCUAUCGGGACAUCAGGUGAUAUUCCAAUGCCUAAUAAUCAUGGAAAUCAAAGCAAUAUUUUCCCAAUACAUGGACUCCAGCAUUCAGGGUCACAAGCAACAUUUGGUUCUUCAAUAUACAGUAAUAUUAUGCAACAGCCGCCAUCUCAACCGCCACCUACACAGAACCUUGCUGAUCAAUGGUAUUACGAGGAUCCAGAAAAAAAUAUCCAAGGACCCUUUACUUCAAAGGAGAUGUACAAAUGGUACAGAGCUGGUUUCUUCAGCCCAAAUCUGAUGGUUCGACGGGCGUGUGAUGCGCAUAUGCGUCCACUUGGCUCAUAUGGCCCAGUUGCUCCAUUUUCGCAAAUGGAUAUGAUGUCUUCGUUUCCGCUGUCUGGCGGUUUCGACCGAUCGCCAGGGCCGCAUGAUCCCAUUCUCAAUUCACAGCAAAACCUUGGAUUGGAAUCGGUCGAUUCCUUGUGGAGUCAGCCCUCCCCAUCAAACGACCUUAUGUGGGUGCAGCAGGCGAUGUCUGGUCGUAAUGACUCCAGGGUCAACAAUUUACCAAUGUUCUUUUGGGACCAACAGCCUACCACCAUAGCAUCGAAUUCUAUAAUACCAGAAGACAUAGCAAAAGAGAUGAAAACUGAAGAUCAGAUUUUAGCGCAGCUUAGAGCAUCGCAGAACAUUAGCACACCUCAGGGCGUAUCGUUUAUGAAUGAGCAGCCAGCAGCGAUGCAGCCUUCCGGUAAAUCAGAAGAAACAUUCACACCUGCGGCAACGCUUGGUGUCACUCCUAAUCUGGAGGAAUUGCAAAAACUAAUACAGAAAGAUACUUUAGCUGCUAAACCCUCUGAUGAAACUAGCGAUGAAAAUGUCGAAGUUCAGCAGUCAUCUGAAAAAACGUCAAAAAGUGAACGAACAGUGGAAAAUAAAUCAUCACAAAUGAAAUCAUCAGCUGACGCUAAACAGACGAAGCAAACGAAAGGUGAUAAUGAAAAGACAGCUAAAAAUAAGGAGAACAGUACAAAAAGUAAAAGCAAGAAAAAAGAAGAAAAGAAAGAAGAAUUAGAAAGUAAGACUAAAGAAGAUAAUGUCAAAACGGAGAAGAGGUCGGAGGAAACUUCGCCAGCUAAGAGUAAAAAGGAAGACAAGCUUAACAAAAAAGACUUGGAAAAAGAAAAGAAGGAGUGGCUUAAGGAAGGCUUCACGAUUGUGAAAGGGUCAGAAAAAAGUGUUAGUAAAGAUAACAAGAAGAAAGUGGAGGAAAAUAAAAUUGCAGAAGAAACUGAACGCAGAAGGAAAGAGGAAGAAAAAUUGGCUCUCGAAGAAGAAAAGAAGAGAAAGCAAGCCGAAACUAUUAAAAAUAAGGAAAUACAACAGCAACAGCAGCAACAACGGCAGGCUAUGGAAUCUGUUGCGAAGAAGGCUCCGUGGUCGGCGCUAGCGAACCAAACGAUGCUUGCUACCAACAAAGAUGGACUCACUCUAGCUGAGAUACAGCGGCUCGAGCGCGAGAAGAAACUGGAGCAGAUGAAGGAGCAGCAGCAGAUGAUGCAGAUCAUCGCGCAACAACAAGCCGCUGCCCUUGCUAGGGAACAGGAAAUGCAAGCUGGAUUGGGAUGGGCAAAAAAGAAGGGGACCAAUUUUAACGUUCCAGGGCAAAGUUUAGCAGAAAUUCAGGCGGAGGCUCGCAAGCAGGCGGCAGCGACGGCUGCAGCAGUGGCGGCAGCGGCGGCGACGCAAGCGUUAGAAGAAGCGGCAGCACAACCCCAACCCAACCACGUGCCCUGGGGUAGUGCGCCCAACGGCGGUCCAGCUAACAAAGGUGGUUUUUGGGAUACUCAACCGAAUCCUCCGAAUAAGGCGGAGAAGUCGCAGGAGUCGCCUAAAACAUCAGCUUCAGAUCAGAAGGCUAAGAAAAAGGCGAUAGUGAACUUGCCCGCCAAGAAGGAAACCUCGCCUGCAGCCGAGUUUGAGACUUGGUGUACCACUGUGUUGACUUCUUGGAGCUCUAAAAUUGAUGUACCAACUUUCGUCGGAUUUUUGAAGGACAUUGAGUCGCCUUAUGAAGUUAAAGACUAUGUCAAAUGUUAUUUAGGAGAGUCAAAAGAUUCAAACGAUUUUGCUCGUAAUUUCCUCGAGAGAAGAUCGAAACUACUUCGCGUGGGCAUGGUGACGCCGUCAGACGAUCUAUGUUCGCCAGCAAUGGCGGUCAAUCCGCGUACACAAUCCGGCUCCGACUACCAAGAGGGUAAAGGAAAGAAGACGAAAAAGAACAAAAUGUUGAAAGUGGACGCUCGCAUUCUCGGUUUCUCCGUGACGGCAGCGGAGGAUCGCAUCAACGUCGGCGACAUCGACACAGUGUGAGCGUACCCAGUGUUCAACAAGUAACUCGCCUUGUGAUACCGGCCGCUGAAUUAUUUAAAACUUCAGUUCUCUCCACGCCUAAUCUAGCAUGUAAGAUACGCCCCCAUAGGCGCAAGAGCAAACACUUACACAAACUUUCGCACCACGAAAGCCCCACUACGAUGUCGUCCUCCAACUAGAUUUAUAAACCGACACUUAUCUUACGCGAUGUCAAUUUUUCAACUCUAACACACCUUUGUCUGGAGUUUGUACCACAAUUCAUCUAUCAGUGAAAUAUUUAUUUAAAGUGAACAUUUAGAUAGUGGUUGUGUAGUGUUGUGUUUAUUGAGCGGCGCUGACUCGAUAACUUAUAGCUUAUUGCAUAAUAAAACGACAACAAUUAUUGUGCCUUCAGUGUGUUCUGGCUUUUAGGUGAAAGGAUCAACGACAUUAAAUAUUUAUUACAGUAAGAUUUUUUUUAUAUCACCUACUAAAAAGUACUCUUUUGUUUCGUAUGUCAACUAAAAGCGACCUCGAGGCGGGCGGAGUGUGCAAACAAACGUCUUACGUAAAUCACUUAAAGCUUCUUAUUUUGUAUUUUAUGUAACUUACUCUCUUUUCUCUCCGACUCGAACUGUCGUCAAGUUUGUUGACGUACAAAUCAGAAGAUUACCUUUCAUAGUACUAAGAGAGAUAUCAUUUUGCAACAUACAAACGCUUUACAUAUCGCUAUACCAAAUUCCAUAUAAGAACAUCGUCAUAAGACUUGCAUAACACCGGUGUAUGUUGCAUUGUGGUAUAUCCGCCGUAACGCCCAGACGCGGCACAAAUUUGACAAAACUUCUUAAUCUUGAUAAUCGUUACACAUACAUUAUAUAAUGUAUUAUUUUUAAUGAAGUUUUAUUUCUAGUCACUACAUACAAAUUAAUAAAAAUUAAUUUAAAAAAAAAAACACGACACUAUCAAUAAUAAUACAGUCGCUAUGUAAAUGAACGGUUAAAAUGAUUUACAAAUUAACAGUUAAAACGAUUUUAUAAAUUAACGCAUUAAAUGGUAUACAAUCUUUAACAUUCAAUUUGUGUUUAUGUUAAGUUCAAGUAUUUACUUGUUUACACAAAAACAAAGGUAUUGCAUAUAAAAUCCCAUUGAAUUUUAUAAUAUAUCUCUCUCAAAGUUAAAUUCUGUGUAUAUACAUUAAGAAUCGGUAAAAUAUAUUAAUAAAUAUAGGUGUAUAUGAAUAAUGUAUAUUAGUAUUGCAUUCACACGAAGAUAUGGGAUAUGUAACUAAUAUAUAGUUCAUUAAAUACAGACCGUAGCAUAAAUAAUAAUUAUUAAGAUCUCUACAAUAUACAAUAAUAUAAGUGGCAUACAUUGCAUCAAAUGUUUUGAAUGCAUACUAUUACUGAUAAAAUUUGUAGAUUCAAAUAAAUGUUAAUAAACCAUUUUUUAUGAUUAAAAUUGUCUAUAUAAACGUAUAUCACCACCACCACAUGUCAUGACAAAGUUCUGUUUUUAUAAAAUUUAAUAUUAAUCUAUUUUAUUCUUGUAAAUACGUCGUAUGUUUUUGAAUUUGCAGUGAAACUGCAUUUCUCUUCGAAAGUUGUGACCACCUCUGUUGUCACACAAAUGUGAUAAAUGUCUUCGUGUGAAUUACGCAAUUUUAAGUUGCUCACUUGUAAGGACAUGUUGUGAUCACAAUUAAACGUUGUUGGACGAAAUGUGUCAACUUAAAAAAAAGUCUCAUAAUAAUGAUAAAAGCAAUUUGCAUUUUAUUUAUUUUCUUCAUAUUCUAUAGAUUUUGUAUAAUGUUCAUAGUGAUGACUUAUUGACUUCUGUAUAUGUUGUUAUGACUGUUAUCUCCCCACAAUAGUUGAUAGUAAUAAAUAAUAUAAUGUCCUAAUUAUGUAAUGGCUAAUUGAUUUUUUAGGUAAUGAUUUUAAAUUCACGGCAUAUUUAACGAUAGACGUUUUUAACAUGAUAAUUUAUAUAUUUUUAGCAUCAUUCAAUUAUUACGUUUUUAUUGAUGACGUUUUAAAUACACUAUUAUGUAUAUAUUGUUAUUAUUACAAUUGUGCAGUGAUACAGUGGCUUAUGGUCAUUAUAAGCUAUGAUGUUUAUUUUGAAUUCGUUUUCGUUCAAUUGUAGGCGUUUAAAUAAGCAUAUUGUUUGUAAGGUGAUAGACAGAACUAAAAUUGUAAAAUACACAUAUCCAGGUUUUCUUGGUACAGUCAACAGCACGUGAGGUUGUACAAAUAUGACAAAUUUAUCCAUUUGAUUUUGAAUUGUACUGACGGUACAGUUGAAAAUCAACUGUGGGAAUUUGACAUAUUGUGAUAACCUGCCGUGUGUACUAACCGUAUACUAAUCGAUUGCUCUCCUUUGUUAUUACCAUUUUAGCGUGCAUUGCUAUAUGGCCAUUUUAAUUUAGUUUUAAUAAUUUUAUAUUCAAUUCUAAGGAUUUUAUUAAGUGUUUUAUGUGUAUAUACAUUAUUUAAAUGUUGUAUUGCGUAAUCAUUUGUAUAUACUUAUUAUACUUUCAUAUUUCUUACCUAAAAAUAUUUUAUACUAAUUCAUAGGUUCAGUUUUGUUUACAAUUUACAUAAAACGUGUGAUCUGUGCGUGAGCAGGUAGUCCUAAUACUCGCUUGUUUAAUACAAUAACCGAAACGGCUUUGUAUAUAAAUUCACUCGAAGUAUUUUAUUUAUUUCAGAUGUAUUGGUUACAAGUAACAAGCAUAUAAUUUCAGUGUAUGAUUCAAAUCAGAUGAUUUAGAAUUGAAUGUUUGUAACAAGCUUUCUUUUUCUUUUGAUAUGAUACUGUUGGCACAUACCUUAAUCAUAAUUUCAACGGCUGUUUAUCAUUGUUUAUCUUUCAUGAUUGAUAAGGACAUAAAAUAAUGCCUGCACAGAUAGACUGGGUGGCGUUAAAACGACUAAAUUCGAUAACUAUCCAAAAUAAAAUUGUUAGAAAUAUGCAAAUCAAAAUGAACUCAAAUCAAAUUACCAUAGUUUCAGGGUCUCGUUUAUUUCAUUGAAAUCCAAACUCUAAAUAAUUCAGAAAUAUUAUUUCUUUAUUCUCGUUGGCUACUUUCUUAUGAGUUUCAGUGUCAGGCAAUCCAAAAUAAUACAAAAUGGAUAUCUUAAUUUAAAAUGAAUGAUUUAUUUUUGCACAUUUAGGCAGUAAUAUUUGAUGCACGUUUAGUAAUGCUGACAGUAAGUUUAUUACACGGUUAGAUAUUUUAUGUCAGUCUGUAAAAUUAAUUCUUUGAAAUGUUACAAAUAAAACGGUACUCUUAACAUAAAUUUUAUUAAAGUAAAUCUUGCGUAGUCGGAUAUAAUAAGAUGUUAUCUUUUUAUUCUCAAUAUACAAUAUAAAACUACUUCUCUGUAUCACACAAGCCGAUAGCCUGUUUAGAUUAAUUACUUGCGAGAGAAAAGGAUAACCUUACUUAGUAUAAUAGUUUUUAAAUUGUUUGAGAAGUUUUAUUUAAGUAGUUGUAUCGUUUUCGAAAAAGCUUACGCUUAUCCAACAGUCUGCUUGCAUUGUUUCUAUAUCCUUUAUCUAUAAAUAACUUCUACUUUACAAGUUGAUAAACGCCUUUCAUAUUGGUUUCCUUAAUUUCUUACUAUAGUUCACAGUGGUAAUAACAGCAUUGAGUGUACACAGCCGACAUACUAGUGAAUAGUACGGAUCGUCACCAAUUUAUUUUCCAUGUAGCCGCCGUUUCAUUUUGUAUAUAAAAAUAAACAUUGACUCUCUCGUUUAGCUGUAUCGAGCAUUCUUAUUAAACUGUCGUUAGUUUCGCUGUUCAGGUACAAUCUCUGUACAACUGUUUAUUCUUCUUAUAGUUAUGGUACUCGUCACGGAUACUGAAUAUUUUGCUUUUUUUAAUUAAUCUCUAAUCGAUUAGUAAAAUUUGUGUUGUUUACUAUGAGUUUGUUAUGUACAUAAUUGUCUUGCCGUUUCAUUUCAAUCAGCGGAUCGCUAACGUACAAUUUGAGAAAUAUGUACUUGUACAUUUAACGUCGUGUGUAAACGUGUGGAAGGUCGGUAAUGAAAUGUGUCCCCCCCUCCACGGCACACAGUCUAUUUGUAGUGUUUCAAUUUUGUUAAUGAUUUGUUUUAGAAUCGUUGGUAAUAGAUAUCUUUAAUUACUCCAACAGGGACAUACACGUGUCGUCGAAAAUAAACAAAAACUAUCGUUAAGUAAAGUAAGAAAAGUGUUUAAUUCAGCAUGGUUUCAAUACUUCAAAAUAUAUGUUCAAUAUUCCCGUUUUCUAAUUUAAUUCAAUUUGGGAAUUGCAUUAAGAAGCAGCGUCAUAAUUAUUAUAAUAGUUUGAACAUCAAAAUAUUAAUGCGUCGCCAACAGAUUUCUUAAAUGGGUAUUAAAUAAUGGUCUUUCUGUAAUGAUUCGAUAUGUAUUUAACAGCUUUAGCAUUAUAUUAGAUUGUCCUUUUUUUAUAUAAUUCCAUAGUCUUGUAUCCAUACCAACACCAUUCUAACCUACUUACUAAGUGUACAAAAUAUGCAUCAACAUCAUUAAUAAUGCGUUUUAGUCUGUAUAAAGUAGUUUGAGGUGUGCUUUUAGUAUUAUUUGGUGUAUUAAAUGUUAUUUCUCUCUAUUUAUAUAAUGGAUAUGAAAAUCGGGAAUUAAAAAUUAAUAAAAAGAAAUAAGAAUAACUGCCGUUUACACGCUUUAAUUUGAUCAAUAUUUUCAAAUUUGUGUGAAAACACUUCUGCAUUUUUUAUGAAACUGCUGUAAAUCUUAAAACUAUGACCUGUCCCUGUUGUGAGCGAUACUAAGAUUAGAUACUUGUAAAGUUUCAAUUGGAGUUUAAAUAGAAUGCAAUAAUAAAUUGUUACCAAAUAAUAAUAUACUAUGGAAAUGUUAUAGUACUAAAAUACACUUCCACUAUAGUAUAUUAUAGGCUGUCUAUUAAUGCGAGGUUGUAAGGUGGCCAGUCCACUUGAAGAGUGCUUUUAAUAAAAUAUGUAUGGAUGUGAGUAGCCGAAGUCACGAACGUCACUGGAUUUAGUUAUAUCGAACUCAAAUCAUUAUUUUAUGAAUUACUUAUCUCUUACUUGAAAUGAUUUUUAAAGAUGCCAAUAACUGUGUUUUCUACAAUAUAUUUUAUUUAGUAUGUAGAUGGAUCAUUGAAUCAUUGGAUUUUUACAAUCUAUAUAAGUAACAGUAAAACAAAUUAUAAAAAAAUUGCUGAUCUUACUUCUAUUAAUUUGAGGUUGCAAUUUUUGUAUAUGCAUUUAAAAAUGACGACAAAUUAAUUUUAAAUAUUUCAUUCCAAAAAUUAUAUAAUCAUAUAUAUUUCAGAAAAUAUGCGGGAAAUAUUCUGUGUAACCUAUAUGUGUAUUAAAAAUAAUAGUUUGUCUCAGACUUGGCGUUUAAGACAAAGUGUGAUUGAUGGUUACUCAUAAUCAUAAUAAAUGGGUGAAGACAAUCGAUGACCAAAUCAUUAAUGACAUAUUCUGACUAUAAUUAUAUUUUAGGUUAUUCAUAUAGUUAGUUCACAAUUUAUUGUAUAUGUAAAAAAUAGACUAAUUGAAAAAUGUUUAAUUCCUAUAAAAUAUACAGCAAAAGUGAUAAUUAUGGCCUUUGCUGUUAGCUGAUAUUACGGCAGUUUUUCGGCUGCACGCGUCCUUCCAGUGUUCUAGCCACCGAGUGGGGUGUUGCUCUUGGCAAAAACUAAAUUAUUCAAUAUUUAUUACAACCUUAUUAUAAAAAAAAGAAGCAAUAAGUGUACUGAUUCUUGUAAACUCCUAAUGAAUGUUAAAUGUUUCGAUUAUUAUUAUUAUUAUAUGAAUAUGUUUUAAAGACGUGUAAAUAUUAUUUUAGAGUUAAAAAUAAAAUAAUUGAUCAUUGUUUUGGAUAUUUUAUUUUAUUACAUUUUAACUUUAAAGAAGACAUAAUAAAGUACAUAAUUAGUGUUGGUCUAAACAAUACCGCCACUUUCGAUCAUUCUAUCCUUUUCUGUAACUCGGAAUCACAAUACUAACGAUUUCAUUUACCAAAUUAAUAAAUUUCUCAAAAACGAUUUUUACCAAAGAUACUCUAUUUUCAUUUAAUAAAACAAACAAAUUAAGCGAGGAAGACAUUUUUAAAAUCACCAUUUUUUUCAAAAUAUCUUUCCGACCGAUUUUUAGUGUUGCCAAAAUAAAAUAGUAUGUUUGUGCAAGCAAUUACAGAGCUGUUGCUAAAAUAUUGAAAGUACGUGUGAAACUACGAAAUAAAUAAUUUUAGAACACUACACAAAACUAUAGCAAGAGACA
Diatraea saccharalis (sugarcane borer) is the source of this 11281-nucleotide messenger RNA. NCBI's taxonomy places the organism in Eukaryota, Metazoa, Arthropoda, Insecta, Lepidoptera, Crambidae. The record is from the annotation of a GenBank genome assembly.